This is a messenger RNA of Corticium candelabrum, 2604 nucleotides long. RefSeq names its product two pore calcium channel protein 1-like. Bases 101 to 2362 code for a protein of 753 amino acids. Gene Ontology annotation, cellular component: lysosomal membrane; endosome membrane. The transcript is spliced from 27 exons. Gene Ontology annotation, biological process: monoatomic ion transport; transmembrane transport. Gene Ontology annotation, molecular function: calcium ion binding; voltage-gated channel activity; monoatomic ion channel activity. The record is from RefSeq and is a predicted model, not a curated record. Lineage: Eukaryota; Metazoa; Porifera; Homoscleromorpha; Homosclerophorida; Plakinidae.
CUCAUCUACAGUAGUGAGCAGUGAUUGGUUGACUAGAAUAGGACUCUUAUCUGCAAACGUGAAUAUCUAUGAUUUUGGAGGUAGCGUCGCGUGAUGAAACAUGGCGGCUAGCAACUUGGAAUCGUCUUACGUUGAAGAAGGUUCGUUUGCGACAAAUCUAAACGAAAGCAAGGAAGCAACAAACGUUUACCAGGAAGCAGCUGUUUAUUUGGAAGAGGGUAUCGACAAUGACAAGUUUGACACUCAUCCUAAGACUCAGGAACAGUACAAAGCCUUUCGACGCUGUCAUAACCAUGUCUACUAUAUCACAGAAGUUCUAACUCCUUUCUGCCUGAUGCUGUUGGCGUUAGUUGAAGAACCGGCUGCAAUUAUGGGUUUACCUUUUGGGAUUUAUGGUAUUUUUGAAGUUCUGUUUAUGGGUGUGCUGAUUACACUGAUGGUUAUUCGUGGCAAAUGGCUUGGAUGGAAAAAAUUGUUUCGUCAGAGACGAACAAUUGUGAAGACUGUUCUGAUCAUUGGUUUGUUGAUUGAUGCAUUUGUUGAAAUGGGAACUUCUGCCCAUCACUACAGAUAUUUGCGAGCUCUUCGGCCACUUCUUUUGUUUGAUGCUUACUACUUGGCAGGAUUGAGACGAAUUACACGUGACAUCUUUUACUCUCUGAUCCCUAUUUUGGACAUGCUCAUACUAGUGAUGUUUUUUCUCUUAAUUUUCUCUCUCUUUGGUUUUUUGCUUUUCUCCAACAUAGAAGGCGACCAGUACUUUCAAACAUUCAAGAGCAGUUUUGUGCAGAUGUUUGUGCUGCUGACAACAUCAAAUCAUCCAGAUGUUAUGACUGUGGAGUAUGACGUUAAGCCAUGGUCAGCACUUUUCUUUGACAUAUUUCUUCUCAUUGGUUUAUACCUCUUGCUAAAUCUGUUCCUUGCUGUUGUCUACAGCACAUUUGGUGACCAUGAGAAGAACAAGUUCAUGAAACUAUAUCUCCACAAACGAGCCGCACUAAUGAAAGCUUUCAACCUAAUCGUCAAAGAGAAAAAUGGGGUCAUGAAGUAUAACCAGUUUAAAGAACUGAUGAAAUACUUCAAACCGAGAAUGAACCAUGUUGAAAUUGUAUGUUGUUGUAAAGUCCUUGAUCAGGAUGGCACUGGGAGUAUACAACUCAGCCAGUUUUUGGACUUGUUUCUUUUCUGUGACAUGCGCUGGGUGCAUAUGAAAAAAGGUCGAGAGCACGGUCGAUGGUACGAUAUGCCAAGAUGCCCUGUUGUGUUAUCGAAGUGUGGCAAAGUGGUUGGCCGAGUUGUUGAGCAUAAAUACUUUCAUUUUCUUGUUGGAUUUGUGCUUUUACUGAACUUGGCAGCUUUGAUAUUUGAAGCAAGUUAUACAACUGAUCCCACUGGUCAGUCAGCAAGAUUUGAUUCUGUGGACGAUCUAUUUCUGGCCUUAUAUUGUCUGGAAUUAGUCCUGAAAAUGUUUGGACUUGGGCCACAAGGGUACUUCAGAGAUGUCUGGAACUGGUUUGACAUGGUUAUCGUAAUUGUGAGUCUUGUUGGCCAAAUUGCAGAUGACAACCUUACAAGCUUUGUGUUUCUACGACCUUUGAGGCUGAUCAGAUUGUUUGCUUUGCGAAAGCGAUAUCGUGAUGUACUAUUUACUCUGUGGGUUGUUAUGCCAAGAAUGUCACAUAUGCUAAUGUUGCUGGCAAACAUAUACUAUUUCUUUGCUAUCAUUGGCAUGGAAGUAUUUGCCAACAGAAUUACAAAAGGCAUCUUUAACAACGAGACAGACUCCUACCUAACUACCUACUACAAUGGCGAGAAGACUGGGCGGUAUCAUGAUAUUAAUUUCAACAACAUACUGAGAUCAUACCAGACGCUGUUUGUUCUCACUGUGGUCAACAAUUGGUUUAUUAUCAUGGAUGCUUAUGCACUUGUCUGUGGUGAACUUGCUCGAGCAUACUUCAUGAUUUUUUACCUUGUUAUUCUUGUUAUUGUGACUAUUGUUGUUUCAUUUGUUCUGGAUGCCUUUCUGUCUAUUGACAGUGAACAAAAACAGGCAGAUGAGUCUCAGAAGAGUGUGACUUCAAAGAAAUACAAUGUGACACUUAACACUGAAGAUUUACUGCGUUCUCCUUCAUCAAAUCCAGAAGACAACCUGUUUACGUAUGUUGGUAAGAGACGCAGGACAAAGGAUGAUUUGAGUUUGACACUGUAUAAAGAUGAUAUCCCGAGAUGGAUUGAGGACUAUGAAGCAGUAAUAAAAAGUUCUGGAACUGUGUCUAUAAGUAUGUCACAAAUGAAGCGCCUGUCAACUGCUAUUAAAGGUGAAGAGGAGAGAGUGGGAAAAAACCCAGACCCAGACACUUGAUUACUGGAAAUACUUCAUGGAUUUUAUAAUACAUCAACAACUGUCUCUUUCUUGGGUACUUUUAUUGGUUCUCAGACUGUUUUUCUACUAUACCCUUUACAGCAAUUGAUUUGUGCUGCCACUUUUUUCGUAUUCGAUCAGUAUUGUAAACGUGUGUACCUAGCUAGGCUUCCUACUAUACAUCAGAUCUUCAUUGGGAUGAAAUUUAAGAUUUUGCGAUUGUUGCAGAACUAACACAAAAA